Molecule: messenger RNA, 936 nt
Organism: Nelumbo nucifera (sacred lotus)
Lineage: Eukaryota; Viridiplantae; Streptophyta; Magnoliopsida; Proteales; Nelumbonaceae
Source: RefSeq, a predicted model, not a curated record
AUGGUUCUCUUGGUGCAAAGGCUAAGCCGCUCUCUCAAGCCCUCCUUCAAACUGGAGAAUCACCACCACCACCACCACCACCACCAUGGCCAGGAGGUAUUCUCGGCUUCUCUACAUGCUUUUGAAGAUGAGAUAUCGAAAGGUUUGCUUCAACUCUCUUUACAGUCCAAACCCAGCUCAGAAAUCCUGACCUUGCCAUGGAUUCGGCAAUGUUUACAGCUUCUACCCACUACGAAGAAGGCGUUCGCCAAGCUUGUAGCUGACAUCGACUACCCAAUCAGUAGUUGGGAACUUGCUUCCGUCGAAGGGUAUCUCGCUGAUAGCUUAAGGUUGCUGGAACUUCUCAACUCUAUUACUUCUUGUCUUUCUCAUCUGGCUCAAGCUCGUAUGGCGAUAUCUCAUGCCUUGAGCCUUAUGGAGGAUUCACCUGCUGCUGCAAUGGAACGUCUGAAAGCAAUACGGUCUUUUGAUUUUAACAAGAAUCACAAGCACGGAGAAGAGAAUGAAGAUAACGGACAGGAGAGGUAUUGCUCGGGAAAAGACUGGAUUAUCCAUCAAGCUUUGGCGAUGAUUAAGAGCGUUGUGUUUUCUCUAUGUGGGGUUGUAGCAGUCAGUCUAUGUGGAGAUGUUCAGGCUUGUUUGGAGAUAAGAAAAGCAGCUGGUGAGUUUGGAAACUUUUCGCUGAUCAGUUCAGAUUUAAAAGUUUGUGAGGAGAUAAUAAAGAGUGGGAGCAUGCUGAGGGAGGUGAGAGAUGUGAACGAGGGAGUGGGUCAGCUUAUUGUUGCUAUAGGCAGUGGACAGAGCAGCAACGCAGAGAAAGAAUUGCAAAGAAGGGUGGAGGUUCUGGGGAAGCUGUUGGAGGGUGUUGGCGAGGAAGUGGAUCAGCUGUUCUCGGAGGUUUUGAUGGGGAGAAAUGAUUUGCUCAAUUCUCUUUAG